Nannospalax galili (Upper Galilee mountains blind mole rat) is the source of this 854-nucleotide messenger RNA. It is a transcript of the gene Dtwd2, whose product is annotated as DTW domain containing 2. Lineage: Eukaryota; Metazoa; Chordata; Mammalia; Rodentia; Spalacidae. The transcript is spliced from 4 exons. Bases 62 to 817 code for a protein of 251 amino acids. The record is from RefSeq and is a predicted model, not a curated record.
CCUUCCAGCUAAUUAGAGCCGCCCCGGAAGGGUACUGACCAAUGCGCUCGUUCCGCCCCACAUGGGGCAGGGCCUCAGACACUUCCGAGGCCGCCUCUUACGUAGCCUGCGUGCCGCGGCCGCUUUUCCCAGCGCCUGUCGCCCCCUAACGGCAAAGCUUCCUCAAUGCGACGGCCUGACGCGAGCACCAGCUAUGGAGCCGCAGGAAAAGGCGCGAGCGCUCCGGGAGCCCGUCGAUGGGCCUUUCAGGGCCUCGGGGUCGCCACCUCCGGGUAAGCAGGAGCGGCCGGAGGGUGGCGCGUCGCUGGCGGCAGCCCCGGAAAGCACAGAUGGGGACAGCUCGAGCGCCGAUGGGCUGUGGGACCUGCCGGUGGAGAAUGCCGAGCGCAGACCGGAGUGCGACCGCUGCAGCCGGCCCCAGAAAGUAUGUUUGUGUCCAUAUCUGCCAGUGCACCCACUCCAUAUCUCUACCCACUUGUACAUAAUCCAACAUCCAGCAGAGGAAAACAAAGUGUUACGAACUGUUCCUCUGCUGGCAGCAUGCCUUCCCCAGGACAAAUGUAAAGUAAAGAUUGGGCGCCGCUUCAGUGAAGAAAGAGAUGCUGAACUUUCAACUGUUUGCCGGGACUCUGGUACACUAAUAUUAUAUCCAGGGGCUGAAGCUACUAAUUUGGAAGAAUUUAUAUUAGAUGCUCCUGUUUAUCCUUCCACAAUCAUCCUCAUCGAUGGUACAUGGAGCCAGGCUAAGGACAUUUUCUAUAAGAAUUCUUUGUUCCGACUUCCCAAACAGGUAAACCAGUAUUUUAACAAAGAAUAAGUACAGUUGUAUAAUUGUGUAUUAUUUUUGUUUUUGG